This is a messenger RNA of Glycine soja, 3733 nucleotides long. RefSeq lists its product as uncharacterized. Gene Ontology annotation, molecular function: protein binding. Bases 192 to 2765 code for a protein of 857 amino acids. The transcript is spliced from 11 exons. The record is from RefSeq and is a predicted model, not a curated record. Lineage: Eukaryota; Viridiplantae; Streptophyta; Magnoliopsida; Fabales; Fabaceae.
AAAACCCCACUGAAAGAGAGACGAAGCAAGGGGCAAGAGAGAGAAGACAAAAACACAGCGCAUUUCUAGAGAGAGAAAGCACAGCGCAUUUCUAGAGAGAGAAAGACGAGGACGAAAAAGGUACAAGGAACCGAUUCUAGAGAGAGAAAGCGUGUUGAAUUUCUAGAGAGAGAGAGCGGAGGGCGCGCGGGAUGGUUCAGAUCGCAAGGAGGAGGAAGAAGGGACGGCCGUCGAAGGCGGAUCUGGCGCGCCGCUCAGGCCAGUCUCCGGCCGCCGCAUCGCAGCCUGAUUCUCGGCGGAGCCUCCGGCGCCGAAGCGUGAGGUACAACAUCAUCGACUACGACGGCGAUUACCUCUCCGAUGAGGAGGAUGAGAGGAGGCGCGAGAAGAAGAAGCUGAAGCUCAUGGCGAAGCUGAACCAGGACGGCGAAGAAGAAGAAGAGCGAGAAGAAGAAGAAGAAAUCGAGACGACGCCGAGCCGCACUCGCGCCGAGCCGGUGGAAGAAUACGAUGACGACGAAAAAGAACAAGAGGAAGAGAACGAAAACGAACAAGAGGAAGAGAACGAAGAAGACAAAGACAGUGUGGUAAAGGGCAGAAAAGAGGAAUCGAAAGGGCUCCACUCUGUUCCUGUUUCAGGAGCUCCGGUGAUUCUUCAAUCUGGGAUUCCAUUGCCUGAUAAGAGGACUCUGGAAUUGAUACUUGACAAGCUUCAGAAGAAAGACACUUAUGGUGUGUUUGCAGACCCUGUUGAUCCAGAAGAGCUUCCUGAUUAUCACGAUGUGAUCAAGCAUCCCAUGGACUUUGCCACUGUGAGGAAGAAGUUGGGAAAUGAAUCUUCUUAUACUACCUUAGAACAAUUUGAGAGUGAUGUAUUUUUAAUUUGCUCAAAUGCAAUGCAGUACAAUGCACCGGAGACUAUAUACCACAAACAGGCUCGAUCAAUACAAGAACUUGGACGGAAAAAAUUUGAGAAGUUAAGGAUUGGCUUUGAACGCUCUCAGAUUGAGCUGAAAUCAGAACAAAAAGCAGGAUCCAAUUAUUUGGUUAAGAAGCAACCAAAGAAGCCACUUGCAUGUGCCUCACAAGAACCUGUUGGCUCUGAUUUCUCCUCAGGGGCAACUCUUGCUACUAUUGCAGAUGUACAGCCAACUUCCCAUCUGAUGCAAAGUGGUAGAUGUGAGAGGACUGGUAAUAUUGGUGGUAUUUUGGAGGCAAAUGCUUUCUGGAUUGAUGCAAAUCAAGAGAAAGCUGAAGAUGUUUUGUCAGGGAAAGUUCUUCUCUCUAAGUGGGGAAGGAAGUCCUUUGUGCUUGACGAAAGUCGCCGUGCAUCUUAUAAUAUGUCCAAUCUACCAAUUGCUAGAUCAGAUUCAAUAUUUAUGACCUUUGAGAGUGGAAUGAAGCAUCUAGUUACUGUUGGACUUCAUGCAGAAUAUUCCUAUGCUAGGAGUGUGGCUCAUUUUAGUGCAUCUCUAGGUCCUAUUGCUUGGAAAAUUGCUUCCCACAGGAUUCAUCAGGCACUGCCAGCUGGUUGUGAAUUUGGUCGUGGUUGGGUUGGAGAGUAUGAAGCACUUCCAACCCCAAUAUUAAUGGUUAAUAAUUGUGUCCAAAAAGAAACUAGUUUGGUUAUGAAGUUGCAUUCCGCUACCGAAUUACCAAAGGCUGACCAAAAUUGUAAGAAUGUGGAAUCCAGCAUCGAGCAUCCUGUUAAUAGACAGAUGCUUGAAGGAAAACAUCCUUCAAUGCCAGAUUCCGAAGGAAAGCCUUUCUUUGGUUCUGCUGGAGUAAGGCUCAGUGCUCCUGUCAACAUCCUAAAUGAGGAGCAGAAUGCCCAAUCCAGGAAAUUAGGCAAUUCUGAGAGCAAGGGUUCGAAACAAGUGGAGUUGAAUUCUUUACCCUCAAGUAAUCAGAAUAAUAAGGGUCUGGUUGCAAAGUUUACAAGUAAUGCUCCUGCAGCUAAUUCUCUUGUAGCAGAGUCCAAGCCCAGAGAGAUGGCGUCACGGAACAUGUUCAAACAGCCAGAUACUAAUGGAGUUGUUAAUGGAGAGUUGGCUAAUGUAAAAGUCACAAAUACAAGUUUGAAUAGACAGGUGACUGGUUCUUCACCUGAAAGUACAUCAAACCAAUCAAGCAGAGCAGCUCCUUCUGUUGUGCAUGGGCAGGGUGCUAGUGACCCAGUUCAGUUGAUGAGAUUGCUCGCAGAAAGGGCUCAUAAGCAACACUUUUCUUCCAAUGAUUUGCUUGUUGAUACUCCUCCAGUGACACUGUCAGGUCCAUCUGGACAGAGAGAUGACUCGGGCAAUGCUUCAGCAGCAGCUGCCGAGGCAUGGAUGUCUGCUGGGGCAGGAGGGUUUAAACAAGGACCCAGAAAUUCUAGUUCCCCCAAAAAUCAGAUAUCUGCAGAUUCCUUGUACAACUCAACAAGAGAGUUCCAUCAGCAUAUUUCAAGAAUUCGGGGGGAGUUUCCCCCUGGUGGAAUGCCUUUCCAACCAUUUCUAGCUGUUGCCGCUCAACCUAUUCAUACAGGUGCUGUUUCACUGUUUCCAAACCAGCCUAUGGUUCCUCAGUUAGCAUCUUUUGACCAAUCUAGAUUUCAAAUUCAGUCCCCUUGGCGAGGUCUUAGUCCUUGUAGCCUGUCAAGGCAGAGAGAGGAAGCCCUUCCACCUGACUUGAAUAUUGGUUUUCAAUCUCCAGGGUCUCCUGCAAAACAAACUUCUGGUGUCCCUGUUGACUCACAGCAACCAGACCUAGCUUUGCAGCUAUGAUGAGGCAUUGCUGUCAUGGUAUGGAUGUGUCCACUUGAAUUGGACUGGUCAUGGAAUUUGCAGCUCCUGUCAUCGAAUGUUGAAUUUUGAUCUUGAAGGCUUGCAUAGUAAAUGCGAAAAUGCCAAAGUCUACCCGGGUUGAUGACUACUUAAAUUUGUAUGUAUAUCUGAAUUGGUGGUAUGACAUCACUUCUUAAUUAUGCUAUUAUUUUGUACACGAGAUUUGCAUGUUACUAAUGGAAAGCGAUUGCUUUUGUCCUUUUCCUUAUUUUGUACAUCAGUUCUUAACUCUAUUUUGUACAUAAGUUCCAGGCCUAUAAAGCAAAGACUUGUUCUCCUUUGAUAAGUGUUGUCAAAUGGCGGUUAUGGCAGCGCCAUGGCAGUAUGGUGUGCGGGUUUCAAAUGGAGGUGCCAUGGCGGCUGCCAUAGGCUUAACGGUAGUGACAGAAUGGCGGUUAUGGCGGAAGAAGCUUUUUUUUUAAAAAAAAAUUUCCCAAAAUUACAGAUUGGAUCGUCUUGGGCUGACCCGACCCAACCCUAAACCCGAUUUUCGAAUCAAAAUGGGAUGAACAGCACGCAGCACACGAACUCCCGAACUCCAGAGCGAGCACCACGUGAACUCCAGCGCGAGCACGAGCAUGAGCAGCACCCACCAACAUGAGUUCUCUCACGGUCUCACCCGAAGUCAACGAUGGCAUCAUGCACGCGAGCAAUGGACAGCGACGGUGACGGCGGCGGCAGCAAUGGCUACGGACUGCGUGAUGGCAACACCCUGUUUUUUUGUUCUGUUUUUUUUUUGUUUGACACUUUUUUUUAAUUUUUGGUUCUGUUUUUUUUUUUUUUUCUGUUUGACACUCUUUUUUAAUUUUUGGUUUUGCUUUUUUUUUUCUUUUUUUCUGUUCAGUCCUCUUCUACUAAUUACAAUGGCUGAACCAUCAUCUAAUGCUGUAACCUUUACUUUGUACUUU